AUGGAUUCCAGAACCGACGUUAUUGAUUUGGUGGGUAACACCCCAUUGGUUGAAUUAAAGACUUUACCAAAGUCUAUGGGUAUUAAACCAAGAAUUUUCGCCAAAUUAGAGUUAUACAACCCAGGUGGUUCUAUUAAAGAUCGUAUUGCUAAGUCUAUGAUCGAAUAUGCCGAAUCUACUGGCCAUAUCCACCCAUCCAGAACUACCUUGAUUGAACCAACUUCUGGUAACACCGGUAUUGGUUUGGCUUUGAUCGGUGCUAUUAAAGGUUACAGAACUAUUAUCACUUUACCAGAAAAAAUGUCUAAUGAAAAAGUUUCUGUCUUAAAGGCUUUAGGUGCUGAAAUUAUUCGUACUCCUACUGAAGCUGCUUGGGAUUCUCCAGAAUCUCACAUUGGUGUCGCCAAGAAGUUAGAAAGAGAAAUUCCAGGCGCUGUUAUCUUAGAUCAAUAUAACAACAUGAAAAACCCAGAUGCUCAUUACUUUGGUACUGGUAGAGAAAUCCACAAACAAUUGGUUAACUUGGAUCAAUUCAAGAACUUGAGAGCUGUUGUUGCCGGUGCUGGUACUGGUGGUACCAUUUCUGGUAUUGCUAGAUACAUCAAGGAACAAGAUGAAAAAAUUCAAAUUGUUGGUGCUGAUCCAAUCGGUUCCAUUUUAGCUUUGCCAGCUGCUUUGAACGAAACUGAUAUCACUUCCUACAAGGUCGAAGGUAUUGGUUACGAUUUCAUUCCAAACGUCUUGGACAGAUCUUUGAUUGAUGUCUGGUACAAGACCGAAGAUAAGCCAGCUUUCAAAUAUGCCCGUCAAUUGAUCGCCAAUGAAGGUGUCUUGAUCGGUGGUUCUUCGGGUAGUGCUUUCACUGCUUUGGUUGAAUACUGUAAAGAUCACCCAGAAUUGACCGAAGAUGACGUCAUCGUUGCCAUCUUCCCAGAUUCCAUCAGAUCUUACUUGACUAAAUUUGUUGAUGACGAAUGGUUGAAGAAGAACGACUUGUGGGAUGACAGUAUUUUGGAAAGAGUCAACGCCAAGAAGGCUCCAUCUGCUGAUAUUUUCAAGGGUGCUACCGUCAAGGACUUGCAUUUGAAACCAGUUGUCUCUGUCAAAGAAACCGCAAGUAUUGCAGAAGUUAUCAAUAUCUUGAAGGACAAUGCCUUUGAUCAAUUACCAGUUUUGACCGAAGAUGGUAAAUUGGCUGGUUUGGUCACUCUAUCUCAAUUAUUGAAACAAUUAUCCACUUCUAACACAUCUAAGGACCAAGACAUUAAAGGUUUAUACUUGAACUUCAAGAAAUUGAACAACUUCGAUGAAGUAUCUUCAUACAAUGAAAACAAAUCUGGUAAGAAGAAAUUCGUAAAGUUCACUGUUGACAGUAAAUUGUCAGACUUAAACUUAUUCUUCGAAAAGAACUCAUCUGCUGUUAUUACCGAUGGUUUAACUCCAGUCCACAUCGUUACCAAGAUGGACUUGUUAAGUUACUUGGCUUAA
Vanderwaltozyma polyspora DSM 70294 is the source of this 1488-nucleotide messenger RNA. RefSeq names its product cystathionine beta-synthase CYS4 (gene CYS4). Gene Ontology annotation, cellular component: cytoplasm. The transcript has a single exon. Gene Ontology annotation, molecular function: cysteine synthase activity; cystathionine beta-synthase activity. NCBI's taxonomy places the organism in Eukaryota, Fungi, Ascomycota, Saccharomycetes, Saccharomycetales, Saccharomycetaceae. Bases 1 to 1488 code for a protein of 495 amino acids. The record is from RefSeq and is a predicted model, not a curated record.